AUGAUUCCUCGGCCACCUGGCCCAUCGGCCUGCGCGCUCGCCGAGUGGCUAAUUACUUUGGCCAGACUAUGUCUCAGCACCGAAUAUGAGGUGGGAAUGUCAUUUCACUUGUUGAUAGACUGGGGUCCCGUGAACCAUGCCUCAAGCAACUUGUAGCUCGCGACUAUCACCCCUCGCGAGAAUUUCGGCCCCGUCGAACGUGAAUGUACUGGUCGGGUCUCGUUGAAUUGUCCGCGACCUGAGAGUUGGCGUCAUUUCUCCGCACUGCUAGCGCGGUCUCAUUCAGAUGUGCAUUGCGCGCGAACCAGGCGGCAUGUGGCACGCACAGACGGACUUCCAGCUACUAUGUCCGAUCUCACCUCUAGUCUUCUUGACUCAGUCUUUUCACCGGGCUCAGGUUGUUGGGCGAAGAGAGAGUACGCUGGAUGCAGUGAAAUUCCUCUAUCACUAUAAACUAAUUCAUUUGCAAGUCCACGUCGUGCGCUCACCUUGCUCUGGGGCACACAGUGGACGUCGUCGUUGAUGACAACUGAACUGUCACCUAAGUCCUGGACGAGUUUAAUCUCAUAUCUCACCAAUUUAACUUGUUGUUUAACCUUUUAAAACGUUUCCAAACUCUCCUGGCAUGCGUUUUUCAGCCAAUCUGACCGUCUGCUUGAAUGCACAGAAGGAUCCAUGGUCUAGUGGAGAGGGUGAAAUGUCGGUCCAAUUUCGAAAUCCAUCAAAUCAAGUUGUUUACUGGUCAAGGAUCUGGAAACUCGACUGAUGCUGCUCUUUAUCUCUUUUUAGACUGAACACGAGGCAAAGUUGUUCUGGGGUGCGAAAAAGAGGCUAACCUCGUCCCUCUUAGCCAUCUUCCCGGCCGCCCUCACAGGUAAAAAGGUGUCAGUCACUCUUCUCGAUGACACCCUUGUUACUGGACGCCUCGCGAGCAUGGACGGUUUUCUGAAUUUGGAAUUGGACUCCGGUGUGACAGUUGUUUCCCCCAUGAAUGGCGUCGCUCCUCUGCAUGUUGAUGUAGGACUCUAGUCCUGCUGAAAUUGCUGUUCUUUUACUGUCAUUGCAUCUAACACAUUUUCACGCCUUUAAUUUAGAAAACCACAGCUACUAGGGAAGUCAAGUAGUCAUCUGUUGAGUGAUAUAUCUAAUUGUCGCACCAACCGACGCCUUCCAUUUGCAUUGGAGUCCUGUUAAACGAGCCAUUUAUUUCGGGAGAGUGUUGAGGAACAGAAGAAAAUCAUGUGUACUUUCAUGAACUUACUCCGCCCAUUGGUUCUAUCUUUUUAUUUAAGACGUUGGCUGUCCCACGGCAGAAUUCAGGGCUACAAUGUUGACAAGAUAACGUGUGCAGUGCGUGACCGAUCUCAUGAAAUGCUAGCCGAAAUUCUGAAAUGCGUUUCCGAUUAGGAAAUAUUACUUUGGUGGGGUUGUGAUACUGAUUAUCAUGCAGCAUAGUCCUAUAGCAUUUCGGACUCGCCAGGAUGUCGGCUUUCGAAGGCACUUCUUUUUGACCUCCGACAGAAACCACACUGGCUAAAAAGUUACUACUUAAGUGGUAUACAGUUUCAAAUUGAUUUUCGGUGGUCUUAUAAAUUCAAAUAUGUUUCGUUAAAAUCAUGGACAAAAAUUUUCUAAUUAUGAGAUUUUUAAGACCGUGCGGUAUCCAUGCAUGCAGGACCACACAAGUGCGUUUACCAAUGCUCCUCAUUAAAUGUACAAUACAGUCAGGAUCCAUUGCGAAAUUUUAUGAACUCUAGGUGCUAUCUUCUUAAAGGCAUGGAUAAAUAUAUGAUUUACUUUACCCGGAAAGCAUGUACCUUGUAGACUGAAAUCGCUAAACGCUAAUGCAAUGGUAGAUCAGGCUGAAUAUUAUUCGGGAAUUGGGAAACUCUGUAAAACCUUAAUAUACAUCUUCUUCGAGUAUAAAAUAUGAAGACAAUGUGAUUUUCCACCAAGCGAACAAAAGAAGGCAUUUCUUUGCGCAUGCUUUCUAUAAAAUAUAUUUGAACUUAUGACUAUCGAAAAUCAGUAGGAAAAAUGCAUGCUACUUAAGUACUCAUUUUUACCGACUGUGGUUUCUGCAAGAGGUCAAGAAGAAGUGCAUUCAAAAGCUGACAACUGGCUAGUCGGAAACGCUAUAGGAUCAUGCUGUAUGCUAAUCAGUAUCACAACUCCACCUAAGUAAUCCUUCCUGAUCGAAAACGCAUUCCAGAAUUUUGCCCAGCAUUUCAUGAGAUCGGUCACGCACUGUAUUCUGGACAGAACAGGAGACAUUUUCCUGGUGGAGAGUUUGCUAAAAAAUCCUGCAUAGGUUUGUAACCGGUGUUUCACGGCAGUGGGCUAAGCGAGCACUCCAGUGAACGCCAACGGCUGUAGUGACGUUCUACCCGCAGGGUCGCAAUGGCUAAUGAGGACGGCGGCGGACCCUUGAGAAGGGGAGAGAGACAGGGCGACAGCUGUGGCGCCGAUCGAUAAUUGCGUUUUGCGCUGGAGAGCAUAGACUGGCAUUGGCCUGGUUGUAAAUUCAAAUCGCUUGCAUGUGACCGAGUGCAGAGGAUGGAUUUUCUCUAGGUAAGACCGUUUAAGGAACCAGCAUCUUAAUUCAUGUCAUCGUCAGCUGUCGGAACAGACCUGCUUUGGUUCUGUGUUCUGUGUCAUUUGACACAUAACACAAAAAUAAGGCAAAUGCGUGAGGAGUGGGCAUUCAAAGGACAAUCGGGGCCGUUUCGGAGACGGUACCGAAUGAAAAAAACCUAACCGUUAAGGUAACUUUUAUCCAGUGGCCCUACUUUGCUAUACCGAAUAACUGAGCCACCUGCUUGGUUGAUCCAAAUCGCUCUAACCCGAAUCCACUGUAUGCAGCAUUCUUGGCGCACUGGACAAAUCUUCAUUUUUCGGGUUUUAAUCAGCUCAUGCAAACAAUCACCUUUUGUUGACCUGAAUUUACCUGUCCUCAAGGUUCUCUGAAUCUGUUUUGUAGACUAUGCAGAUAUCCGGUAAACGCGUUCGCUACAUCGGUCUUCCUAGUAAUCUGGACGUGCACGAGAAGCUUCGUAAAUACUUGGAGUCGGCGAAUCAGCCGGCAUUUGGUCAGCGUAAAUAUAGGAAAGACAAGUACGCCCACCUGCGUAAUCAACAAUUGUCAGGUUUGCCAGGACUCUCGCAUGACGUCAGCGAGGAUAAGGAGAACGAAGCCGUCCCAGAUCGACGUUCUCUCUAA
Molecule: messenger RNA, 3220 nt
Organism: Spirometra erinaceieuropaei
Lineage: Eukaryota; Metazoa; Platyhelminthes; Cestoda; Diphyllobothriidea; Diphyllobothriidae
Source: the annotation of a GenBank genome assembly